AUGCCGACGUCUAGACAUGCCCCAGUGGCUCCUAUAGAGCGCAGGCCCGCUCAAGGAAGCGGGCCGUUUUCCCGCCAGGAACUGAUCCGCGUCCUCCAGCAGUCGCUGCAGGAUCUCGGGCUAGAGGAGAGCUUUCGCACGCUGCAGCAAGAGUCGCGCGUGAACCUGGAAGCGCCCAUCGUAGCUGAGUUUCGUGCAGCAGUGCUCGAGGGGCGCUGGGAGACUGCAGAAGCAGAGCUUGCGCGCGCGGUGUCCGAUGAGUCGGUGCAGAUCUCUGCACCGCCGCCGGGCGCUUUUAGCGACGCAUACGCCGCGAGUGGGUCGAGCGCGAGUGCACAAGGCGCGGCAUACGUCCGGUUCCAGCUGUACGAGCAGCAGUACCUCGAACUGCUCGAGGCGAGGCAGGUGUCGCCCGCGCUGCGCAUCCUGCGCGAGCGCCUCGCGCCGCUUGCGCCGCAGGCGACGCGCCUGCAGAUACUCAGCGCGCUCGUGCUCUGUGAAAGCCAGGCGGAGUUGUAUGAGCGUGCGAACUGGGACGGCGCGCACGGCACAUCGCGCCGCCGCCUGAUGGACCGCAUCGAGAGCGUGGUGGACACCGAGUCGAUGCUGCCCAGCGGGCGUCUCUUGCACCUGCUCGAGCAGGCCGCCGCGUUUCAGCGCGUCCAAGAUCCCUACUAUACCGCAGAUGUGCAAGGAGAAGGGCGCCCUAGUCUGCUGACCGACUUUACCGCGAGCCCCGACACGUUUCCCCGCCAGCUCACGCAUACACUCCGAGGACACACCGACGAGGUGUGGAUUGUGCGUUUCUCGCACGCGGGCAAGCUGCUUGCGACCGCCGGCCGCGACUGCGUGGUGACACUAUGGGACAUUGACGACGGCUUUUGCAUGGUCGGCCGCUUUGGGCACCGCGACCCUGUAUCCAGCCUCGACUUUUCGCCCGACGAUACCAAGCUCCUGGUCGCAAGCGAAGAGGAGAUCACGGUGUGGGACCUCGCGACGACGCAAGGCGCGACCUACGUCGAGCACGAGCACACCGUGUCUUCAGCACGCUGGCUGCCGCCCAUCGAGACGCUGACGUGCCCCCAAGGGCAGCCGCCCGUGUUUGUGAGCGGCGCGAUGGAUCGCGCGAUUCUCUUUUGGGGCGAAGACGGAAAGGUGCUGUCGCGCUACGAUAUGGGCCCAUUCCGCGUGACGGCGCUCGACGUCUCGCCGGACGGUCGCUACAUGGUCGCGUUGGGAUGGUCCCCGCCGCCGUCCAAGUCGUCCGUGCGCCCCGAGAUGCCGCUGCGCGAAGGACGCACGCGCCAUCAAGGGCUCACGCACGACUCGUCCACCACGACGCUCCUCCCCCUGUCGCUGACAGGCGGCGCCUUUAUCCCCUAUGAUAUCCGACACUAUACAAGCGUCACGGGCCGCGGGCCGACCAACUUUGACCUCUUGUCGGUCCCCCCCUCGAUUUCUGGCGAGGAUGCGCCUCACUCCCGCCGCGCCCCCCGCCCCCCGUCCGACGAGCCGCGCGAGGCGAUCGAGGAACCGACCGAGGAAGUGCCUGCUGCCCAGAGUUCGCGCGAGCGCCGUCCUGGCGACCAUGCGCGUAUUCUGAUCUACGACCUGCACGCGCACGCGGAGAUCUGCUCGCUCUAUGUGCGCGACAUGCUCAACAGCGUCGCCAUUUCGAGUGAUUCGCGCUUUGCGCUUCUGAGUGGCAUCGCCGACGAUAUUGUGCUGCUCGAGCUCUCUACGCAGAACCUGCUGCAGCACUACCACGGCCACCGCGCGUCCGAGUUUGUGAUCCGUGCGACGUUUGGCGGCGCCGGCGAGGACCUGGCCGGUGGCAUCAGUGCGCCGUUUGUCGCGAGCGGCUCCGAGGACGCCCGGAUCUAUGUGUGGCACCGUGCCUCGGGGCGUCUGCUCGAGAACAGCUGCGCGCAUAGCCACGGCGCCGUGAACGACGUCGCGUGGCGCCCCCGCCACGCGCACAUGAUGGCCUCGGGCGGCGACGACGGUCUCGUCCGCAUCUGGCAGCCGACGCUACUGGAAAAAGAGCCGAUUCAGCGCAUGACCAAAGACGAUCCUGUACAAGCUACGAGCCGCACGGGCACUUUUGCGCACCUUGAUUGGCAGCGUCCUACUGAAACCAAAGACGAGCCAAUGGAAGAUGAAGAGGCGCCCGAAGCGAGCCCCGACGACGUGGUGCCUGACUUAGCACGUCCGGGGCACCGACGCAAUGGACGCGAAGCCACGCCGGCCGCCCCCGCUUUCUCAGGGCGUAUCCGUGCGCUAGCCACUCCGGAGCGCGCCGCGCCGCCCGCCGCUUCGCACACCAGUGCGGCUCCCUCACGGCCUCAUCUCCUGCCUUGGUAA
Malassezia japonica is the source of this 2364-nucleotide messenger RNA. RefSeq lists its product as uncharacterized. Gene Ontology annotation, cellular component: GID complex. The record is from RefSeq and is a predicted model, not a curated record. Gene Ontology annotation, molecular function: protein binding. Gene Ontology annotation, biological process: proteasome-mediated ubiquitin-dependent protein catabolic process. The transcript has a single exon. The coding region runs from base 1 to 2364 and encodes 787 amino acids. NCBI's taxonomy places the organism in Eukaryota, Fungi, Basidiomycota, Malasseziomycetes, Malasseziales, Malasseziaceae.